This is a messenger RNA of Clunio marinus, 351 nucleotides long. The record is from the annotation of a GenBank genome assembly. NCBI's taxonomy places the organism in Eukaryota, Metazoa, Arthropoda, Insecta, Diptera, Chironomidae.
AUGAAGCCCAAUAAAGGCCAAAAAAAGGCUCUUUUGCGGAGGGCAUCAGAACGUAAUUGUGAAGGAAAUGGAACUAAAUCAUCAAUAGCAGGAAAGCAAGUCAUUCUGUUGAUGAACCUUUGCAGUGCAUGGAUUUUGACAUUCCAUAAGAUUAGUUUGCGCCCUAAGGACAGAUUUCUUGAGCCUUUAAAUAUUGACUUUAAUGUUGAUUUAACAAAUUGUUCUUCACUGCUUGGUGACCGACCACACAGACAACGAAAAAUAAAAUUAGAUGAAGAACGAUGGUCACGAUCAAGUCACUUAAAGCAUGGAAAUGAUUACAAGUUACGUCAAAUGAGAUUGGAUAUUUAA